Messenger RNA from Tigriopus californicus, 1386 nucleotides. RefSeq names its product phosphatidylinositol glycan anchor biosynthesis class U protein-like (gene PIG-U). Gene Ontology annotation, cellular component: membrane; GPI-anchor transamidase complex. The record is from RefSeq and is a predicted model, not a curated record. NCBI's taxonomy places the organism in Eukaryota, Metazoa, Arthropoda, Copepoda, Harpacticoida, Harpacticidae. Gene Ontology annotation, biological process: protein localization to cell surface; attachment of GPI anchor to protein.
CUCAUGAUUCCUUAUUGGUUGGGCAUCGCCCUGCGGAUCUAUUUCUCGUCGUCGUCUGCCUCCACGGGAUUGGCCUCGCCCGAUGCGUUUAAUCCUGCUCAACGAGUCGAGAUUGCCACGCCUUUGAACGCCUACCAUCGUCUCACCGAAGGCGUGGCCUUGUUCAAUCAGGGCCUGGAUCCUUAUUCCGGCGUGUUAUGCCAUGAACCGCCCCUCUUCCUUAAAUUGGGCCAAUGGGUGCAAGGACGUCGAGCUUGGGCGAAGAAAAUCCCGGCCUUUUUCAUCAUGUUUGACCUGUUAACGGCGGCCUUGGUGGGCCUGCUGGCCCGUCUGGUGGUUCAAAGGUUGCUCCAACGACAGAAUGAGGAAUCGGACUCCUAUCAUAAGGAUGCGGCUGAGCUAUUACUAGAGCAGACCGCCUUGGAUUCCGUGGAUUUCACUGCUCAAUUGUCGUAUUUGUUCAAUCCCUUUCUCAUCUUGAGCUCGGCUGGGCAAACCACGACCGUGUUUGACAACUUCUUCUUGGCCCUUUUCCUGGUGGCCAUGUUGAAGAAGAACCGCAUUGGGGCGUGUCUGUUCUUGGCCCUGGCCGUGUACAAGAGUUUCUAUCCGAUCAUGCUGCUUGUGCCUUUGAUGGUCAUGUUCAUGGAGGGUUCGAAAAAAUCGUGGCGGCAAGAACUCACGACCAAUGUCCUGCCCACGUUGGUCAUCUUCUGUGGGUUCCUCGUCGGAUUGUUGUGGAUGUCGUACAUGAUCAUGGGGCGCAAUCCCAGCUUCUUGUGGGCUACCUAUGGGUUCAUCUUGAGUGUGCCGGAAUUGACCCCGAAUAUGGGUCUGUUCUGGUAUUUCUUCACCGAGAUGUUCGAGCACUUUCGCGUGUUCUUUGUGUGCACAUUUCAAAUCAACGCCUUUAUCUACGUCAUUCCUUUGGCCAUCAAAUUGCGGCACGAUCCGUUUCUCUUGGCCUUUACUCUGAUCGGCUUAACGGCCAUAUUCAAGUCGUAUCCCAGCUACGGCGACGUCGGCUUCUAUUUGGCCUUGCUGCCCAUUUUGAGCCAUUUGUUCCCCUACACCAAACAGCUCUUUGUGGUCGCCGUGAUGUUGACCGUGACCACGGUUCUGGGACCAAUCCUGUAUCACUUGUGGAUCUAUAACGGGAGUGCGAAUGCCAAUUACUUCUUCGCCAUCAAUCUCGUGUUUGGCACGGCCCAAAUCUUUCUGCUCACGGAUCUGCUGUUUGCUUACUUGAAACGCGAGUUCUACUUGAUCAACGGCUACAAGAUCCUUAACCAAGUCAAUGAGAGCACCCAGAAGCCGCACGCCCGUAUCGUGUUGACAUGAGCUGUAUUAUCGACAUCUCUAUUAUUAAUAUAAGUUGUAAUAAUA